GAAGUGUCUCCUCCUGGCAGUGGCAGUCGGUCCUCGAAGACAUUCAAGCCAAAGAAGAACAUUCCUGAAGGUUCCCACCAGUAUGAGCUCCUGAAGCACGCGGAGGCCACGCUGGGCAGCGGGAACCUGCGGCAGGCAGUGAUGCUGCCCGAGGGGGAGGACCUCAACGAGUGGAUUGCAGUGAACACUGUGGAUUUCUUCAACCAAAUCAACAUGUUGUAUGGGACCAUCACGGAGUUCUGCACGGAGACCAGCUGCCCAGUCAUGUCUGCAGGGCCAAGGUACGAGUACCACUGGGCAGAUGGCACCAACAUCAAGAAGCCAAUCAAGUGCUCAGCACCCAAAUACAUCGACUACCUGAUGACGUGGGUGCAGGACCAGCUGGAUGAUGAGACACUCUUCCCCUCCAAGAUCGGUGUCCCUUUUCCCAAGAACUUCAUGUCGGUGGCCAAGACCAUCCUGAAGCGUCUGUUCCGCGUCUACGCCCACAUCUACCACCAGCACUUCGACUCGGUCAUGAGGCUGCAGGAGGAGGCUCAUCUCAACACCUCCUUCAAGCACUUUAUCUUCUUUGUGCAGGAAUUCAACCUGAUUGACAGGAGGGAGUUGGCUCCGCUGCACGAACUGAUUGAGAAGUUGGGCUCCAAGGACAGAUAAACAUUCCUGGGAGGAUCC
Messenger RNA from Acanthisitta chloris (rifleman), 675 nucleotides. RefSeq names its product MOB kinase activator 1A (gene MOB1A). NCBI's taxonomy places the organism in Eukaryota, Metazoa, Chordata, Aves, Passeriformes, Acanthisittidae. Gene Ontology annotation, molecular function: protein kinase activator activity. The transcript is spliced from 5 exons. Gene Ontology annotation, cellular component: nucleus; cytoplasm. The record is from RefSeq and is a predicted model, not a curated record. Gene Ontology annotation, biological process: hippo signaling; positive regulation of protein phosphorylation. The annotation marks the transcript as partial.